This is a messenger RNA of Coffea arabica (coffee), 1755 nucleotides long. RefSeq lists its product as uncharacterized. NCBI's taxonomy places the organism in Eukaryota, Viridiplantae, Streptophyta, Magnoliopsida, Gentianales, Rubiaceae. Gene Ontology annotation, biological process: RNA processing. Gene Ontology annotation, molecular function: protein binding. The record is from RefSeq and is a predicted model, not a curated record.
GGAAGAGGAGAGAAAUGAGUGGAUCGAAUUCCAUGCCUCCGGAAAGGGCAGACUCAUGACCGACUGGUCCAGCCACAACCUUAGAGAGUUCCACUCUCGUCGACGACAAUUCAACAGUUUUGUGGUUCCCGGAAAAUGCCAAUUCCAAUUCCAACGUGCUUGCCUUCUCCUUGUGUGUGGAGGUGGAGGAAGAGGAAGCAUGCUUAUAUAGAUAGCAACAGUACAUGAGGAACAUAUGCCCCAACGCGUGAAGGAGGUUUUCGUUUUCUGAACGAACUUCCCUGUUCAAGACUCAGGCAUUUUCAGAUUUGGGAUUCAGUAGUGUUUUGUUUAAUUAACCUGCUGGUGGCGGAGCCGCGCUUGAGCGUACUUGUAAGCCGACAAGAAGCAGCGGAAACUGCUCUCUUGCAUCAUUUCACAGAGGGGAAACCUGAGCAGAAGCAUUCAAGCUUAUUGAUUAUUUCAGACAAAUUAAAGAAGAGAAAAUGUUGCUGAGGAGUUCUUCCACACCAGUACUCGGUUCAUUGCUCUCAUCCUUGUCAGAAACUCCCAACAACAAUAACCAGUCCAAUUGUGAAGUGCCAAACGCCAAUCCCCACCCCUAUGGCAAGAUCUGCUGCAAGCAUUACCAUGCUGCUGCUGGGCCUCAAAAUUUUACCAAAUCUCUAUACAACUCCUCCCCCGUCUCUCCCUCGAUCUCCGGAAACAUCCACACUGGCGGAUUUCGGAGAGCUCAGUCAGAAGGAAACUUGGAAGGAUUGGUCAGGGCCUCGUCCGACAGCGACGAUGGAUUAAACUUGUCUAUCCCAACCAAGAAGUUUUCACGCAGGCCGCCCCACUGCUCCAUUUUGGAAGCAAUCCCAUCUUUCUCGUUUCAAAAUCCAAGAAAUCGCAAUGAAGACCAAGACAGUGAAGAAGAAGAAGAAAGUUUGCAUGGGGAAAAUGGUUUGGUUCAUAAUUCUGUUGCAAAGGAGAAUCCUUAUAACUUGAAAGGAGACGGGACCUAUGCAAGCGCAUACAAGAACAGUGCUGGAGUUGGAGAGGAGAUGCAUCUUGCAAGAGGGCUUGGGGUUACUGAUUUUCAUUUUGCUGAUGUUGGAGGACAUAUUAGUGGAGGAGGAGGAGGGCGGGAUUACAGGCCGGUAGCCUUAGGUGGGGAUGGUGGUGGUGACAGCAAUGGCCUUAUCAUGGAGGAGCAUUAUAAAAGAAUGUUGGAGGAAAAUCCUUCCAACCCUUUAUGCCUGAGGAAUUACGCCCAGUUCUUGCAUCAAACAAAGAAAGAUCCUCGACGUGCGGAGGAGUACUACAGCCGAGCUAUUUUGGCAGACCCAGAAGACGGUGAAGUUUUAUCAAAUUAUGCUAAACUGGUAUGGGAGCUCUACCGGGAUAAAGAUAGAGCCAAACACUAUUUCGAACGAGCAGUCCGAGCUGCAGCGCAGGACAGCCAUGUUCAAGCUGCCUACGCUAGCUUUCUAUGGGAAACUGAUGAGGAAGUUGAAGAGGAGGAUGAUCGAUCGUUGAAAACACCACAGCCAAUGCUGGCACUGAUCAAAGAGGAGAUCACCGCUUAGUUGGAUAAUGUAUCCGGGUUCCUGCAUCAUUCUAUAGCUAGGCGAUUGGAAUUUUUCUUGAUUACAGGAGGCUAUUGGAUUAGAAAAAGAAAUCACCUGUUUCCAUUCUGCAAAGUAAAUCUUGUCGCAAGGAAAAUUUAGAUAAAAUGUCUCAUAAUAAUGAAACGAAAUUAAUUAUUCGUAA